AUGCAAAUUCCAAAGGAAUAUGUGUCUACUGCUGAGGAUAUUGCUGAUCAGGUGGUCCGUAAAGGCAAGAAUGUGUUGCCCACGGUAGCCCGCUUGUGCCUCAUCUCCACAUUCCUCGAGGAUGGUCUCCGCAUGUGGUUCCAGUGGUCAGAGCAGCGCGACUACAUGGACAUGUCUUGGGGCUGCGGCAAGAUCCUCGCCACAAUGUUUGUUAUAGUAAACUUAGUUGGACAGCUGGGCGGCUGUGUGAUGGUGCUGGGCAGGCUCAAGGUGGACAUUGCGUGUGGAGUACUAUUCUUCAUUGUUGUACUACAGACAUUCGCCUACAGUAUAUUAUGGGACAUGCAAUUCUUGCUCCGUAACUUGGCCCUCAUUGGAGCCCUACUGCUAGUGGUGGCAGAGGCCCGUGCUGAAGGCCGAAGCCUCUUCGCCGGAGUGCCGUCACUCGGAGAGAACAAGCCGAAGACCUAUUUGCAGCUCGCUGGCAGAAUACUCCUAGCAUUCAUGUUCAUCACGCUGUUGAGAUUCGAGAUUUCAUUCUUACAGAUCGUGCAAGACCUGCUGGGCAGUAUCCUGAUGAUCUUGGUGACGGUGGGCUACCGUACCAAGCUGUCUGCUCUGAUGCUGGUGGUGGUGCUCUCCGUGCUCAACCUGUACCACAACGCGUGGUGGACAGUACCCUCGUACAAGCCUCUCAGGGAUUUCCUCAAAUAUGACUUCUUCCAGACCUUAUCUGUGAUCGGCGGUCUCCUUAUGAUCGUGUACUUGGGCCCGGGCGGUGUCAGUAUGGACGAACACAAGAAGAAGUGGUAG
Spodoptera littoralis (African cotton leafworm) is the source of this 813-nucleotide messenger RNA. NCBI's taxonomy places the organism in Eukaryota, Metazoa, Arthropoda, Insecta, Lepidoptera, Noctuidae. The record is from the annotation of a GenBank genome assembly.